This is a messenger RNA of Penicillium canescens, 2280 nucleotides long. RefSeq names its product SNARE-binding exocyst subunit SEC6. The transcript has a single exon. Gene Ontology annotation, biological process: exocyst localization; exocytosis. Bases 1 to 2280 code for a protein of 759 amino acids. The record is from RefSeq and is a predicted model, not a curated record. Lineage: Eukaryota; Fungi; Ascomycota; Eurotiomycetes; Eurotiales; Aspergillaceae. Gene Ontology annotation, molecular function: SNARE binding. Gene Ontology annotation, cellular component: exocyst.
AUGGCGCAAGUCAACACUGACAAUACGACUGUCGCCAUGCCGCGACUGGAGGAUCUCCUCCGGCACCCAGAGGAUCUAGACAAGAUCAGCAGUCUUAAGGCCGACUACUUACGGAAGAAGGCGGCAGUCGAUUCGCGGUUGCGAGAAGGCCUUCGGGACCAAUUGGAGGCUGUACAACGCAGUAUUGGCGCUCUGACAGAGGGUCAACGACAAGUCUCGAAAACCAAAGAUGAGCUCCAGGGCAUCGACAAGCUGUGCGCCGAAUCGCAGGAGAGCGUAGAGGACUUCGCGCAGAUCGACCAGCUAGCUCGGAUCCAACGGCACUUCGAUGCAACACUUAUGAUGAAACGCGGAUUGGAGAAUUUUGGUGGUGAUAUCCAAGAAGUGGAAGAGCUGCUCAGGGAGGACGACGAGGACAUGGAGAACCAGCCCAAUCUUCUCCGUGCUCAUAUGCAAAUCUCGAGAUUGCGGGACUUUCGUGAUGAGGCUAUGGAUCAGAUUGGCAAAGCUCAUGACCAAAGUAGUCAGGAGACCUUGACAGAGUAUUUUGAGGGGUUGGACUCUGUCAUUGAAUGGUUCGAUGACCAUCUUGGAACAGCAUGCAUGAAUCUCAUUCCGUUGGUGCAGUCUGAUAACAAGAGCAUGGUUGUGCGUCUGGCAGUUGUGGUCAUGAACGAGGAAAAGAAUGACGACACAGUGCGCGCUUUGCAGGAAGCCCAAAAAGACCACAAGGACCUCGCAAGUCGUUUCAAGUCUAUGAACAUUGGACCUAAGACUGUGCGCGGGUAUAAAGACAAGUUUAUUCAGGCUAUUGAGCUAUACGCAAAAGGUCAAUUCGAGGAAACAUUGGAGAAUUUCCUAAGUGACCCGGAGAACCUGGAAAAGAGCUUCCGAUGGUACUUCAACGAUCUAUUCACAGUAAAGCAAGGCAUGCAGAACCUUGUCCCGAAGAAAUGGAAGAUCUACAAGACAUACACAGACAUUUAUCAUCGCCUAAUGCACGACUCCCUGGUUGGCAUGAUCGACGAUCCCGAGCUCCCAGCGGACAAUCUCCUUGCCAUCAUCCACUGGAGCGACAAGUACUACAAGAAAAUGAAAAAGCUCGGCUGGACACCGGCGGAGCUCCAGCCCAACAUCCUGGACGACCGGGAGCCAGAACUGGUGCGACAAUGGCAGAGCGUCAUCAUCAACGCAGUCGAAGAAUGGAUGGACCGCAUUUUCAACGCAGACAAAAAGUCACUUAUGGACCGAGAUUCAGAUGCCCUAGACAACAAUGCCGAAGGCCACUUCCGUACCAAGACCCUGGCAGACAUGUGGCGCAUGCUUCAUGAACAAGUCAUGGCAUCAGGAGCAUCCGACCGCGCAGACGUAGUGGAAGGUGUGAUUGAUGCCAUGUUCCGAGCACUCAAGGCACGCCAGAGCGCAUGGCAGGCACUCAUCGACGAAGAAUGCGCCAGGCAUCAAGCCGCAAGCGCCGACCAAGCCGAAGGCGUGCAGCUACUACAAGACUGGAUGAUCGGCGUGGCCAAUGACCAAAUCUCCUGCAUUGAUGAUAACGAGGAGACAGGCCAAUUUGGCUACUUGACCCGUUUCAAAAAUGACUUCGAAACUCUCGUGACAGCCAAGUACAUGGCUACAAGGGCGAAUAUCGAGCUGGAAGUUCUGCGCGAUGGUUACGUUGAUUUGAGCACGCAUUGUCUGGCCAAGUUUGUCAAUAUUGUCUUCACUGUCGAUCUCGACUCUGUGUUACCGGACAUUUUCACAGCCAGGUGGUACGGCGAGUACGCCAUGAAGCGCAUUACUUCCACAUUCGAAGAUUACAUGUCAGAUUAUACACCCGUGCUGCACCCCUCACUAGCCGAAAUCCUGGUAGAGGAACUCUCAGACGAGCUGCUGGUGCGAUACUUGGGAGCUGUUCGCAACAAGGGCGUCAAGUUCCGCCGCCAGGUCGACCCCUUUACAGAGAAAUUCAAAGACGACGUCCUCACUGUCUUUGCAUUCUUUGAAAACUAUCCCGAUUCGUUCGAGGGUACCAUAAAACAGAAGUGGCGACUCGUCGACUGGCUUGUUCGCUUGUUGGCGACUGAGAAGGGCCCUGGUCUUGUUGAAGUAUAUGAGUCCUUCAAGUUGGAAUACUGGGAUCUGCAGCUUUCUUGGGUCGAAGCUGUACUGCGCACCCGUGAUGACUUCGAGCGUAGCAUGAUCACCUCGAUCAAGGCGAAGGCUGCGGAGUUGUCUGUUGAACGAGGAAUGGAAACUAUCAUGAGCCGACUAAGAUGA